CCGCACGGCGCUUCGGCCGCCGAGAGCUGCAGGGGAGUGGUCUCGUUUUCUGCAUGCUAUAAGUGCCGGUGCCCGUCCAUCCUCACGCUCAUUACUACAACUAUCAUAGCAGAGGAGAUGCUCACCUCACAGAAGCUGGUUUUUCUUUUUGCCGCCUUCGCGUGCGUCGCCGCUCAGGAGCUGACCAACCGCCUCACCACGGUCGAAUGGGAGUCUUACAAUGAACGCGAGCCAAAGGGUCCAGGCAGCUAUGCGUACGGAUACGACGUCCAAGACCCAUUGACGGGAAACGUCCAGUUCAAGGAAGAAACGCGGAAGCCGGACGGAACUGUCCGCGGCAGCUACGGACUCGUUGAGCCCGAUGGAAACGUCAAGAUUGUCCACUAUGUUGCUGAUGACAAAGGCUUCAGAGUUCACAUCGAAAACUCGGCCAAACCCGACGAAUUCCACCCUGUCCAGAGGAGUAUCAACGAGGCAUCUGUGCACCAUUCUGUCGUUGGACAGUACGGCAGAAGACUGCUGAGACAGCCGAUCGUCGUUGGACCAGUGGCCCCCACCGCCCCUGAAACUGUAGCAGCCCCUGCUCCGGUAGCUGCACCCCAGACUGUCUACACUGUGAUCCCGGAGAAUUUGCACACGCAAUACUACCAUUACAUCCAACCGUCUUAUUUCCAAUCCAAAUGACAUUCACUGUAAUGAAUUUUUUUAGCGAUAUUGUAAAUAGUUCACAGCACAUGUACACAAGAAGCAUCAACCUCUGAAUACCAAACUUGUCAUUCAUGAAUUAUGAUAUUUUUAUAAAAUGACCAAAAACCCUUAUUUUCAACUCAAUGUCUAUCCUUUUUGUUAAAUAUGCCAAUAAAUAGUUGAAUGUUUGACAAGCCCUGUC
Messenger RNA from Cloeon dipterum, 889 nucleotides. RefSeq names its product cuticle protein 19.8-like. Gene Ontology annotation, cellular component: extracellular matrix. The coding region runs from base 118 to 684 and encodes 188 amino acids. The record is from RefSeq and is a predicted model, not a curated record. The transcript is spliced from 4 exons. NCBI's taxonomy places the organism in Eukaryota, Metazoa, Arthropoda, Insecta, Ephemeroptera, Baetidae.